This is a messenger RNA of Recurvomyces mirabilis, 1284 nucleotides long. RefSeq names its product monooxygenase. The transcript is spliced from 2 exons. NCBI's taxonomy places the organism in Eukaryota, Fungi, Ascomycota, Dothideomycetes, Mycosphaerellales, Teratosphaeriaceae. Bases 1 to 1284 code for a protein of 427 amino acids. Gene Ontology annotation, molecular function: NADP binding; N,N-dimethylaniline monooxygenase activity; flavin adenine dinucleotide binding. The record is from RefSeq and is a predicted model, not a curated record.
AUGGUCUAUCAUCUACCAAACAACGGCAGAUGGGUCGCGGUCAUUGGUGCUGGUGCCGCAGGCUUGGCUGCAGCAAAGUACCUUCUAGGAGAAGGCCUGCUAGUACCCAUUUCCGAGCGGAAAGCACAGCCUGGUGGAGUCUGGAACACUACUCGAAUGGAUGAUUGCACUUCAAGCCCUGUUUAUGAUGGCCUUGAGACCAACCUUCCGCGCUCUUUGAUGACCUUUUCUGAUGUUCCAUGGCUCAAAGAUACAUCACUCUUUCCCCGAAGCUCUGAAGUAUUCGAGUACCUGAAGACGUAUGCUAGUAAGCUGGAGCAGUCUCCUUUGGGCCAGAGCAAUCUCCUAGUCAAAUGCAACACGACAGUCAAGGAGGUCAAGCAUGGUACGAGCAUGGGUCGGCAGUGCUGGAGAAUCCGGGCUACGCAGCCCCUGUCCCCUCGAGAUGUACAAAGCACGGACUGUUUCGACGCAGUCGUCAUUACCAUCGGCAACUAUCACCAUCCUUUCGUGCCUCCGCUGGAAGGCAUAUCCGAACCUUGUACCCAGCAACUCAGUGCUGAGACCCACGUCGGUGUUACCGGAGUCCAACAAUUCAAUCACGCAGUCAAGACUGUGACCUUCGAGAACGGCACCGAGCUUGCCGUGGACAAAGUCAUCAUCUGCACAGGCUAUUCCUACGACUUCUCGUUCAUCAGACAGGCAGGCGACGACUUGAUCUCCCCGGUUGGAGUCUCAGUGCGUAACGUCUACAAACACCUUCUCUAUACUGAAAACCCAACACUGACCUUCGUUGGCCUCCCAACCAUGAGCGCGACUUUCACAGUGGCGGAAGCGCAAAGCGCUGUGGUAGCGCGGAUAUUCAGUUCGCGACUUUCCUUACCGUCAAGGCCUGAGCUUCGCAGGUGGUAUGAUGAGUCCACCCAAGCACAUGAGGAUCUGGUUAGAUCCGGAGGGGCCGAUCCCCGCCACUACCACUCUUUUCGCUUGCGUGACGACAAGCAGUAUGUCAACGAGGUGCUCGAAUGGAGUCUUCGAACGGCAGAGAAUCUCACAAUCCACCGCGAUCAGGGCAUGCCGCCUCCAUUCUGGUGCGGCUGCCUCGAUCGAGCCCGUGAGACCAGUCGCGAAAUGCGCAAAGAGUUUUUGAAGCUGGGCGGGGCUCGCCAUCUCGUCACUAAUCACCAAGCUCUUGGAUCUGAACACGAUGGGCCUUGCUCUCAGGGGAGGAACAUGAAGCGUAGGCUCAAGGGGCGAUGCCGUGCCUGCUACCUUUACAAGUAG